Messenger RNA from Fusarium vanettenii 77-13-4, 2085 nucleotides. RefSeq lists its product as uncharacterized. The transcript is spliced from 6 exons. Lineage: Eukaryota; Fungi; Ascomycota; Sordariomycetes; Hypocreales; Nectriaceae. The record is from RefSeq and is a predicted model, not a curated record. The coding region runs from base 1 to 2085 and encodes 694 amino acids. Gene Ontology annotation, biological process: DNA recombination; double-strand break repair via nonhomologous end joining; telomere maintenance. Gene Ontology annotation, molecular function: damaged DNA binding; double-stranded DNA binding; telomeric repeat DNA binding. Gene Ontology annotation, cellular component: nucleus; Ku70:Ku80 complex.
AUGGCGGAGAAGGAAGCCACCAUCUUCAUCCUGGACCUUGGGUCCACCAUGGCCCAGACUCACAGUGGGCGAUCUGAAUCAGAUCUCGACUGGAGUAUGCGAUAUGUGUGGGACAAAAUUACCGACAUCGUCGCCGCCAGUCGCAAGACGUUGUGUGUUGGUGUUGUCGCCUUCAGGACUGACGAGACCGACAAUAAGCUGCAAGAUGACGACGGCUAUGAGAACAUUGCCGUGCUGCAAGAGCUGGGACCGAUGUCCAUGUCAUCUCUGAGGAACUUGCAGUCUGUCAUCAAGCCAAGCGAGACGUGGUCGGGAGAUGCCAUUUCAGCCAUCGUUGUCGCUGUUGACAUGAUGGACACAUUCACCAAGAAACUCAAGUGGAAUCGCAAGAUUAUCUUGAUCACCGACGGUCAGGGCCCAAUGGACGCAGACGGCUUGAGCGACAUCUCUAAGAAAAUGAACGACUCAAAUAUCCAACUGACUGUUCUGGGCGUGGAUUUUGAUAAUCCUGACUAUGGCUUCAAGGAAGAGGACAAGCCCAAUACCAAGGAAGAGAACGAGAAAUCCCUCAAGUUACUCGUCGAUGAUUGCCAGAACGGUGUCUUCGCGACAAUCGCAGAGGCCAUUGAUGAGCUUGAUACCCCUAGAAUCAAGUCGGUGAAGCCAUACAAGACAUACGAUGGCACUCUUACUCUCGGUGAUCCUGAGAGGUUCCCUUCUGCGAUGAAAAUCAAUGUCGAGAGAUACUUCAAGACCCAUCUCGCGCGACCCUUGACAGCAAGCACUGUGGUCGUCAAGUCUGAAGGUACGGGAUCCGAGUCUACCCAGGCCGUAGAGGGAGACGAGAUGGAGGGCGUUGAAUUUUCCGCGGUCAGGCAAGCUCGAUCGUACAAGGUCAACGAUCCUGAUGCCCCUGGUGGCAAGCGAGACGUAGAGUUCGAGGACCUUGCCAAGGGUUUCGAGUAUGGCCGGACUGCUGUGCAUAUCAGCGAGUCGGAGCACAACAUCACCAAGAUCGAAACACAAAAGAGCUUCUCAAUUGUUGGAUUCAUCCCUUGCUCAAAGUAUGAACCUUUUCUCAACCUGGGCGAGGUCUGCGUGACAGUAGCCAGCAAGUUUGAUGCAAAGUCAGCACUCGCUUUCUCCUCUCUGGUCUGGGCACUCUCGGAACUCGAGUCGUAUGGAAUCGCCAGAAUCGUGCCUAAAGAUGGCAAAGACCCGCAGCUGGUAUUGGUGGCGCCUGGCGUGGAGCCAGACAUGGAGUGUUUGUACGACAUCCCACUGCCGUUUGCCGAAGACAUUCGAAGUUACCAGUUCCCGCCUUUGGAUCGGGUCAUCACGGUUAGCGGCCAAACCAUCACAAAGCACCGCUUCCUUCCGACGGACGAGCUCAAUGAUGCCAUGAGCGACUAUGUCGAUGCAAUGGACUUAUCGACAUAUGGCAUCGACGAUGAGGGUGAACCCGCUGAGUUCGCGCCUAUCGACGACACGUUUAACCCAACAAUUCAUCGGAUCAACCACGCCGUGAAAUCCCGGGCAGUAUACCCCGAAAAGCCCAUUCCCGAUACCCCGUCGAUCCUGCUGCGAUUCGCUUCGCCGCCUGAGGACUUGAUUGAAAAGGUCCAGAGCAAGAUUGAUUCGCUUGUGGAGGUGGCAGAUGUCAAGAAAGUCCCUGAGUUUAAACAAAUGCUGGCUGCUACCGAGGAGGUUGCCCAAAUCGAAGAGGCAGCGAAGCAAAUGGGGGCAAUUAUCACGACAUUUAUUACCGAGAGUUUUGGGGAUGCCAAAUACGCACGCGCCAUGGAGUGUUUGGGCGUUAUGCGGGAAGAGCUGACCAACCUGGAAGAGCCUGGGCUGUACAACACCUUUGUACGGGACAUGAAAAAGCAGCUGCUAUCAGGCGAUCUUGGAGGAGACAGGAGAGACUUUUGGUUCAAGGUGCGGUGGUCACGGAUGGGACUGAUUGACAAGAAGCAGUCAGAAGUAUCGACUGUGUCCCCAGAGGAGGCAGAUGAGGUGAGUUUCUGGUCACUACGUUUUCUUGAAUACAUGCUAACCGUGUUACAGUUUUACAAGUCAAAGUAG